AUGAAAAACAGUUGUCCAAUUCUUGGUCCUCAAUGUGAUUACUGUGAGUGCACAGGUAGUGGAUGUCAGUCUCAAUUCCCAGGACUGAAAGUGGAGUGGCCAGAGCUAAAUGGAGUAAGUGGAGUCGAAGCAAAGAGAAAGAUUGAAAGGGACAAUCCCCACGUGACUGCUUUUAUAUAUCCUCAAAAUGUCUAUCUACCAGCCAUCAAUUGUUGUAACCGUGUUAUCCUCAAAGUUCCAAGCAACAAUUGCCCCAACGGACCGGUCCUCAAUCGUCCUAAGGUCGGAUGA
Messenger RNA from Eruca vesicaria subsp. sativa (arugula), 291 nucleotides. The record is from the annotation of a GenBank genome assembly. NCBI's taxonomy places the organism in Eukaryota, Viridiplantae, Streptophyta, Magnoliopsida, Brassicales, Brassicaceae.